This is a messenger RNA of Exophiala xenobiotica, 1329 nucleotides long. RefSeq lists its product as uncharacterized. NCBI's taxonomy places the organism in Eukaryota, Fungi, Ascomycota, Eurotiomycetes, Chaetothyriales, Herpotrichiellaceae. The record is from RefSeq and is a predicted model, not a curated record. The transcript has a single exon. The coding region runs from base 1 to 1329 and encodes 442 amino acids.
AUGACCGCUGACUCUCAGGUAAAUGGCGCGGUCCCGCCUUCUCCCUCGUCGCGCCCGAGACCCAAGCACAUAAUCAUUAUUGGUGGCUCGCUGGGUGGCCUCUUCACCGGCGUCGCCUUGAAACAACAUGGCUACGACACUACCAUUCUCGAGCGCAACCCGACGAAUCUGCUCGAGAACCAGGGUGCCGGCAUCGUUGCGGGUGGAGAUACCUUAGCCUUCUUCGAGCGCUACGACCGCUGCAAACGUCCAGUCGCCGUGGCAUCGGAGAAGAGAAUGUAUCUGGACAAGUCAGGGACGGUGGUACAUGAGGAGGUGAUGAAGCAGACAAUGACAAGCUGGGAUCUUUGUUAUUACAUGCUUCGGGCCAACUACGAUCACCAGGAAAGCGGGUACUGCGAUACCCCUGGUCCACAACCAGGCGAUGGAAACAUCGACUACCGGUACGGCUGCACGGUGAGAGAUUUUCGGGAGGAAGGAGACAAGGUAAGAGUAUACUACGACAAGGGCGACGGUGGAAGCGAUAGCGUGGUAGGCGAUAUGCUAGUCGGCGCUGAUGGGCCGAGUUCGACUAUCCGAAAGAUUCUCUUCCCCGAUAUUCAGCGGAAGUACGCCGGCUAUUGUGUCAUUCGAGGCACCGUCCCUGAAGAUGAAGCCUCUGAAGAGGCCAAGGCUGCUUUUGUAGAAAGAUUCACGUUCUUCCACGCACCAGGUAUUCAAAACCUGACGUACACCAUCCCCGGGACAAACGGAAACAUGAAGAAGGGUAAGCGACUAUUGAACUUUGUUUGGUACACGAAUUUCCCUGAAGACGAGAACGAGCUAGAAGAAGUCAUGACGGACAAAGAUGGAAGACGACGGAGAAUCACCAUACCGCCAGGCCAGAUGAGAGAUGAGGCUUGGGAAAUGGUCAAGAAAAGAGGCCGAGAUCGCCUGCCGCCUCAAAUGUCUGAAAUGGUCGAGAAGACACGCCAACCGUUCGUCCAGUGCAUUACGGAUGUCAUCACACCGCAGAACUCCUUCAUGAACGGCAAGGUGGUCCUUGUAGGCGAUGCACUCGCUGGAUUCAGACCACACACGGUAGCAUCGACUAGUCAGGCAGCCUUUGACGUGUUGAUGCUCGUCGAAUACCUCCAGACAGGGGAUCAUGCCGAGUUCGUUAGACGGACAAUGGAGUAUGCGAGGCUGAUCCAGUACAGGGGGGUGUACAUAGGCAACAGGAGCCAGUUCGAGUCUUUGCCGUUGAAAGACUAUGUUGAAGAUCGGAAUAUGAUGUCGAUCAAGCGAGAAGACCUGGAAUUUCCUGAAUGGUCCCAAGUGCGGGUAUGA